Molecule: messenger RNA, 1665 nt
Organism: Plasmopara halstedii
Lineage: Eukaryota; Oomycota; Peronosporomycetes; Peronosporales; Peronosporaceae
Product: Phospholipase D, Pi-sPLD-like-1
Exons: 1
Coding region: 1-1665 (554 amino acids)
Molecular function (GO): catalytic activity
Source: RefSeq, a predicted model, not a curated record
AUGCCUCAUCAAGUUAGACGCGGCGAUGUCGCUGCAUUGUUCGGACUACUCUGGGCCGUCUCGUGUAUGUUUCUUGUCGGUUUACGUUUUACUACGCGUGAAAACGAUGCGGUGUCUGCUUCUUUAAACGUGUCCAAGUCACGUGUCUUUGAUUUAAAGUGGACAUCUGAUUCUAUUUCAAACGCAUCUACUAUGUCAAAGAAUGCGACGCUUUCGUUAGUUGAAACGCUACCUAUUGGAGACUUUAACCUGUCGUCAGCUGUUCCGCAGACUUUUGAGACUUUGAUACAACAUGUGAAAACCUCUAAGUUUUCUAUUGACAUCAGCGCCAUGUAUUGGAAUCUACUUGGCGAAGAGGACCGACGUGUAUAUUCUGACGCCGAUAUGUCGAAAUUUGGUGCUGACAGAGGUAGAAACUUGCUCUUAGCACUUACUGAUGCGGCAAUCCGAGGUGUUAAGAUUCGGGUCUUAACAGCCAAACAAACAAAUAAUAUGUUCGACAAAUCAAACACGUCAUGUAGUUCUUUGCCAAGUGAGUUGCGGAUGCUAGUGGACGCAGCUCAACAAAACGUCCAAGUGAGGUGUUGGGGCGGAUCUGAUUGGUAUGGUAGUGGAAUUUUACAUCAAAAGUUGUGGAUCUUUGAUCGCAGUCACGUAUACGUGGGGAGUGCCAAUAUGGACUGGAAGUCGCUUGCUCAAGUGAUGGAAGUGGGUGUUAUUAUGGAGAAUUUGUCUCCGAACUCAGUUGUUAUUCAAGACAUACAAAAGCUUUUCAAGACUUGGUGGAUGUUUGCGUCAGACGAUUUUUUGCCAGCAAAAACGGAUACUUACUUUUCGGAAAAGUUUCAGCAUCAGCUGCAAGUGCCGAAGUGGUCGCUUUACUUACCAAACGAAAGGAGAAGUGAUGAUCCUUUUGUAAAGGCAGGAUUGUCGGCUCUGGGCAAUAUUUCGCAUCAGCUGCAGAUUCUGUUCAGCACACCUUCAGAUAGUGGUAAUUCUACUGAAAUUGUUUCGAGACCGUCAGACAUGUUUGUUGCAGCAUCUCCGUUAGAAGUGACGGUUGGCGACUCGCGAACUUUUGACGAAGACGCCCUUGUGUACUCAAUUCGGUCGGCCAAGUCAUCUAUCAGCCUUAGUGUAAUGGAUUUCGUCCCGUUUUCAAUGUAUACACCAGGACCUCUUUACUGGCCAGCUCUCACAGAUGCUUUGCUGGCUGGCGUAUAUAGCAAGCCCGGACUACAGGUGCGUCUGCUGGUCAGCCAGUGGCAGCAUACCAGCCCUCAAAUGCUUCAAGCACUUGCUACAUUAGAAAAACAGGCUAAAUUGUGUCACCAAACCCAUGCUCAAUGUUCUGGAAGGCUAGAGAUUAAGCUGUUUCGUGUGCCAGGUUGGCAAAACACCACUUCAAGUAGUGGCCCGAAGUCUACCUGGCCGUCUUACACUCGAGUGAAUCAUGCUAAGUACAUUGUCACAGAUACUCGUGCGAACGUGGGCACAAGUAAUAUGGAAUGGGGGUAUUUUUACACUACUGCGGGUAUGAGCAUUAACACAAAUCAUGAACCAACACGACAAGCUCUUGAAAAGGUUUUUGAGCGAAACUGGAACUCACCAUAUGCAAACGCUUUAAAAGACGUAAUGCUUAAUAAUUAUCAAUGCUUGCAAUAA